AUGGCUGCCUCAUCAAAAGAGAAAACGGCGUUCUUCGUACCAGAUGGCAAGAAGCACUUCCUAGUGAUGCCAAUGGGGAUACUAAGCGCCCAAGCAUUCUUUGUCUGUGUAACCAUUCAAUUCAAGAAAGAAUGGCACGAGUUGUACAAACGAGACCCAAAAGCAGCACUACAAAAACUACUUGACAUCAUCAACCAGCACAGAGCCGCCAUCACACUAAACCUGGGCGAAAGCGCCGUCAAGGACAUUGAAGCAAAAGUGGCGAUCGCGCUAUUAGAAACGGACGACAUCAUGCUAUUUGACACCAACAUCUUAUCACUGAUCGCAUAUUUUGUAGCCACACUUGAAAUCCUCCAACGAUACAGGGUGACCGUCAACCUAAGAAAAACAAGGUUCCUACCAGCACGGGCAGAAUUUGUAGGACGGGACCUACUGCCCAAUGGAAACACCCCGGCACAAUCCAAGUACUCGACGAUCAAAAAGCUAUGCCCACCGGCAUCAUACUUGGACAUCCAGAUGAUCAACGGACUAUUUGGAUGGUACUCCCAAUGGAUACCACAUCUAGAGGAAAAGAUCCAACGGUGGAGGACCAUGGUGAUGGACAAACCAAAGCCCGGAGAAUGCACAAAAGAAGAGGAAGCAGAACAAGUGAAAGCACA
Molecule: messenger RNA, 659 nt
Organism: Cylindrotheca closterium
Lineage: Eukaryota; Bacillariophyta; Bacillariophyceae; Bacillariales; Bacillariaceae
Source: the annotation of a GenBank genome assembly